CAGCAGCAGCAGCAGCUCCGCACCGGGGACACCUGCGGCGCGCCCCUCUCAGCUGCGGGAGAAGAGCCUCUCGCCGCCCCAAAAUGCCACAGCAACAACAGCAACGUCGACUGUUCACAGCUGCCCUCCUGGCACUUGUUUUCAUUCUGGCAGCAGUGAGUACCACUGAGGCUGGCAAGAAAGAGAAACCAGAGAAAAAGGCGAAGAAGUCUGACUGUGGGGAAUGGCAGUGGAGCGUCUGUGUGCCCACCAAUGGAGACUGCGGCCUGGGGACACGCGAGGGCACCCGCACCGGGGCGGAGUGCAAGCAAACCACCAAGACUCAGAAGUGUAAGAUUCCCUGCAACUGGAAGAAGCAAUUUGGAGCGGAGUGUAAAUACCAAUUCCAGGCAUGGGGAGAAUGCGACUUGAAUACUGCCCUGAAGACUCGAACUGGGAACCUAAAGAGAGCCCUUCAUAAUGCUGAUUGCCAGAAGACUGUCACAAUCUCAAAGCCCUGUGGGAAGCUUACCAAACCCAAACCUCAAGAUGAAAAGAAAAAGAAAACAGAAGAGAAAAGAAAACAGAAGUUAGCUUCUUCUGGAAAUCACUUUCCAGUUAGCCAGACCGCUUCAGCAGCUUCCAAGUGCAAAACAGACAUUGCUUGA
This is a messenger RNA of Cygnus atratus (black swan), 647 nucleotides long. RefSeq names its product pleiotrophin (gene PTN). Lineage: Eukaryota; Metazoa; Chordata; Aves; Anseriformes; Anatidae. The record is from RefSeq and is a predicted model, not a curated record. The transcript is spliced from 5 exons. The coding region runs from base 84 to 647 and encodes 187 amino acids. Gene Ontology annotation, molecular function: growth factor activity.